AUGUCCCGAGUCCCGUCUGGCAUGAUGCUGAAGUACUCCUCCUCACGCCUGCUGGAACUCAAUAAACACAUCAUUCCACCGUGUGUUUCUCUCUUCAAACAACUUGGACUUCUCCGCCGACCGCGCUACAUUCACCGAAGCUCUCGCCAACAGUUUGUUUACUCCCAGCCCGUCCACCGUUCCCCAUCCACCUGCCCAGCUGUGCGCACCGCUGCUACACCGUCAUGUCAUCAGAGUGCUGCUGCUCCUGGAGUAUGUAGCACCGGAAACACUGUGAAGGCGCUGCUGUCUGGGCAGCUUCCAAAAUACGGAGUGGAUUACGGUGUUCCCAGUAUUGUCAGCACGCGAAACACCACAAGAGCGCUGCAAACUGGGCUGCAUGUAAAACGCGGUGUGGAUCACAGUGCUCUCAGACCUCUUCAGAGAUUCAUCACUUCACCAACAAUAAAAAUGGAACUUUUCAAUACACAAUCACUCACACUCAAAUCAACACUCAUUCAUGAUCGCAUCGUGGACAAGGACCUGGACCUCAUGUGCCUCACUGAAACCUGGCACCAGCCUGAGGUCUAUUCUGCCUUACAUCAAGCCUGUCCUCCUGGUUAUUGCUACUUCCAGAAAGCUCGCAGCACUGGUCGGGUAGGUGGUGGUUUAGCCAUUUUUUAUAAAAAUGAGCUCAAUCUGUCUUCCCUUCCCCUCCCUUCACCAUCCUCCUUUGAAUGCAUGGCAAUUAAAUGUAAACCACCCUACAAUACGACAAUACUGCUAAUUUACCGGCCACCCAAGCUUAAACCAAAUUCAGUUUUCAUUUCUGAAAUCCACGACCUCUUCACAUCGCUCUGCACCACACCAGGAAAUAUCAUAAUCCUCGGCGAUAUGAACAUCCAUGUCGAUAAUCCCUCCUGCCCCUUUGCUGCUGAAUUUCUACAAUUGCUGGACUGCCUCAAUCUUACACAACACGUACAUGUCCCCACACACAGUAAAGGCAACACACUGGACUUAAUCAUCACAAACUCCGCCCCACUUAGCAAUCUGGCCACAUACGGAUUGGGCGUGUCUGAUCACCUGGUCAUCUCCAUGGAACUGCCUUUCCCCCCCUCACACACCAAGCCAAAAUGUCAAAUCCAAUUCAGAGACCUAAAACACAUAAACUCUCACUCCCUCAUUUUGGACCUCCAUCACCUCUCCAAGGCCACCCAUUCAUCAGCAACUGAAUCAGUGGACUACUACAAUAAAUCCCUCAGCACUCUUCUGGACACUCAUGCCCCAGUUAAAACAAGACACUUUCUCACGUUCAGCUCUAUGGUUCACAAGCGAGCUGUGUAA
Messenger RNA from Xyrichtys novacula (pearly razorfish), 1323 nucleotides. Lineage: Eukaryota; Metazoa; Chordata; Actinopteri; Labriformes; Labridae. The record is from the annotation of a GenBank genome assembly.